AUGGGCUUGACAUCAAAAAAAAUUGUUGACUUCAAAGACGCGACCUCUUUUCUCAAAGCCCUAGGUGACAUUGAUCCUUCAGUUCGCCUGUCUGAGUCCAUAGAAAGCCCUGAAGAGUUUUGUCAGGACGUUGCUGCAAAAUCUGACAACAUUUUCACCAGAUACGAAACCUUGAAUACGAUAUUGCAGCGACACGAGGCCACUAUCCGCAAGCGAUGGCUCAAAAAGACACACAAACAGAGACUCAAGAUUCUGCUUCAUGCUUGGCCGGAUAUGCCAACUAUGCACCGUCCUGAUUUCUACGAAUAUCGAAAGGGCUCAUCACCUGACUUGGACCGACGCGGAGCUACAGCUCGUCGAGCUUGUUUCAUGUGGCCAUACAUAAAUCAAGCAGAUCUUCUGAACAAAAACAUACUACCUUUGUUCUUAAAUGCCCGAGGUCGACAUCCAUCCUCAUACUUCGCCGCAGCAGAUAACAGAGCCAUGCGACUAGACUUUAUCACCGGCGAAUUCACCUCCUUUACAUUAUGCCAGAAUAUCAUGAUUCUCAACGGCAUGACUGAUAAUACCAGGGAAUAUGGGAAGUUAAUGGCGUGGGGCGAUAACCCUACCGUUUUCAACUGGAUGAAGGAACGCAAGCAAUUUAUGCCGGGCGAGGGGAUGCUAGUCCUGGAAGCACAGGAGCGAGCACUUGCCUUCCUUGUUGAAUGCUGUGAGCAAAUUCUGCAUGAUAUCCCCAAGUCUGGCCUGACCGGUAGCACCUUCCCUGUCCUACCUGAACCACCGCUUAAGCCUGGAAGCAAGAUCACCGGCUUCGAAUCUCUAAGUGUUAUGACAGCCGACGCCCCAUACCGUAUUCCAUUGGACCUUAACCUUGACCUCAUUGAGUCUCUACUGGCCGCCAGAGCAUCUGCUGCAGAAGAUCACCUACGGGCUUUGCGCGAAGACCCUGGUUACUUUGCCGCGUCCCUUCUUGAUACCGAGGAUCGCCGCCCAGAGAUAAUGAAAGACACCGUGGGGAAUGACCACCCGGUAUACAGCAGCGGUGGACGUGAGAUUCUAUGGGGACGCAUCAUCAGAUUUAUGAUUUCGAACGCAUACCUGGAGUUUCAGUCAUUUUCUGAACUCAGCCAUCAAGCCAAGAGCUUAGCUUUCUUGCAAAAGACCUACAUUGAUGAUAUCUCGCCUUCAAAGGAAUUACCAUUGGAUUACCUUGCAGCCUUACUGCGGUUUAAGUUCUUUGUGAACCAGAUGGCAAAGGGUCCAUUAGACAUACUUAUGAUGUCUGCCCUGCCCUCACCACCCAUUAAAGCUGUUUGUUCGAGGGACGCCCCUGACUCCGAAGCAUCGGAAAUUAACAUCGUAAUGAAGCAUGGGGUCGAGUUGAAAGCGAAUGACCAUUUUUUGCUCUGGUUACUUCGUCAGUUGUGGGAGGAUAGCAACUUCUUGUUUGAAGUCAGCUUACCCAUUGUGGUUGAUGAGCUAAAUCGGCUAAUCCAGUCAGAUCCUCAAGCCCGAGACCUUAUGUCCCCCUACAUCACCAAAGAAGUGAGAGAUCUCUCUAUCAUCUCUCAGUGCUUGAAUCAGUUAGAGCUCUACCAGCCAUGGGCCCGGAGAUUUGAAGGUCAGCUUGCGGAACGUGAAGAAACUCUCAAGAAGGCAUAUACGGAGUGUACCACUCCCUGGGCCCAAGUCAUGGCUGCCAUAAAGGAGGAAGCCAUGAAACCUGAAGUUGUGAAGCUCGGUGAACCUUCCAAGGGCAAAUUCACAUAUCCCAUUAAGAAAUGUCGCACCAGAGAAAAUGUGGAGGUACUUCGCAGGUCCGAGGCAAAUCUGGAUGCUUUUUGGGCUCUGCUUGAUCAGCUCGUGAUCAAAAGGGCCGGCAAAGUAUGUCCUACAGCUCUCACUCACUUUAUCUUCAAGCCUCACAUGCUACAGCGCACUCCAGAGUGGGUAGAGACAGAGAAGCUACCAUUCCGGAAUUCCGGACAGAAGGAAGCCAGUGAUGAUGCUGACCUGUACUUCCCUCACCAACCAGUCUCUCUCACCAACAACAACCUCUCAGGAAAAGCCCUCGACAUACCCCUACCGAAAACCAAGGUAAAAACACGCGGAAUAUCAUCCACACUCAAAGAACCGGUCUCCGCAGAUGAGGCGGAUGAGGCGGAUGAGGCGGUACUCCAACCUAACUCUCAAGAUCUCCAGCCCUCAUUUAUCGUAGACACUUGGGCCUUUAAAGUCUUCAGUACCAUCUUCAACAAAAAACGAAAUCGGCACCUGUGGAACUCCACUGGAAUGACUUCCUUCACGCCAUGA
Molecule: messenger RNA, 2316 nt
Organism: Penicillium malachiteum
Lineage: Eukaryota; Fungi; Ascomycota; Eurotiomycetes; Eurotiales; Aspergillaceae
Exons: 1
Coding region: 1-2316 (771 amino acids)
Source: RefSeq, a predicted model, not a curated record